Molecule: messenger RNA, 612 nt
Organism: Caenorhabditis remanei
Lineage: Eukaryota; Metazoa; Nematoda; Chromadorea; Rhabditida; Rhabditidae
Exons: 4
Coding region: 1-612 (203 amino acids)
Source: RefSeq, a predicted model, not a curated record
AUGCAGAUUAUCAAAGUGAGGCAAGGAUGUUUAAUGGAAUGGAUAAGUUGGAUCGGGAUGGGACAAGAAAUUGCAUCAAAUUGUAAAUCUACGAAGAAACAGCAAGCGGGGCUUCUAUCUUCAGAAGUGGCUGCACAAUGUGCUCAAUUUCCUCAAUCGUUUCUGUCUUCACUGGUGAUUCUUCAUCUGGUUUCUUUUCUGGAGACUCCUCUGGCUGCCAUCCACCUUGCUGUCUCUCUUGUUCCUUCUUCUGAAUUGUCAUCUUCUGUUGUUCUUCAAGAAGUUUUUGUAGUUGAGACAUCGCAUGAGGAUUGGACAGCUGAUGUUGCAGCAUACUCAUAUGAGCUGGCAUUUGUUUUUCAGCAGGAGCUGGUGACACCUUCUUCGUUGACAAUGCUUUCGCUAUUGACUCAAUUGAUGCUCUCGGUUUGUUGUUAUGUGGAGGAACUGGUGUACUUAUUGAGGUGUACUGAUUAUCUUCAUGAGCCGUUGACGUUCUUCAUCAUUGAGCUGAAGGAGCAUCCCUUCUGUCUCCUGAGAUUGAGUGCCAUCUUGGACAACAUCUUGAUCAUCUCGAAGAUAUGGAUGAUCUUCAAGACGAGUGAGCAGUGA